AUGGCUUUCCUUCGUCCCUAGUAAUCGUCUGAGCUGUAGUUAGGUACUACUCUCCCCAAAAAAAUAUAUAAAUAAAUACAAAUUUUAAUUUAAUUAUUAUUUCUAAAAUAAAAAAUAAAAAAUAAACUAAGAAGAAGAAGAAGGUAGUAUCGUCUGGUGUAUUCUCCAUUGUUAAUUUAUACACUCGUCAAUUUCAAUUCCAAUUUCGUAUUCUAAUCCCUCAAAAACGACCAUGUCGAACCCAAACGAUCAUGUCGGAUCUCCAAAAUUGGAACCGUCGCCAUCGCCUGCUGACGUGGAGAAUCCGAUGGCGGCGGAGGGAUCAGUUGGAGUCACGGGAGUGUUACGGCGGUGGAAGAGGGAGGACCUGUUGAGAAGAGGCUCUUUAGCUCUGAGAGGAAUGGCUUUUCUCUUCUCUGUAUUGUCUUUUAUUAUAAUGGCUACGAAUAAACACGGCGAUUGGAAAAAUUUUGAUCGAUAUGAAGAAUACAGGUAUUUGUUGGCAAUAUCGAUUUUGUCAUCUCUGUAUACCGGAGCUCAGGCAUUGAUUAAGGUCCGGGAACUCUCCACCGGAAAAUUCUUGUUUAAGCAAUCUUCUUCCUUAUUGUUCGACUUUUGUGGCGAUCAGAUUGAUGCAUACCUGUUGUUAUCAGCAGCUUCAUCAGCAGUGCCAUUAACAAACAGAAUGAGAGAAUCACAAGACAACAUAUUCACAGACACUUCUGCUUCCUCCAUUAGCAUGGCCUUCCUUGCUUUCUUCACUUUGGCUUUAUCUGCUCUCCUCUCUGGUUUCAAAUUAUCAAACCAAUCUUAUAUUUAAUCUUUUUCUACUAUAUAUUUAUAUAUAUAUAUAUAUUACAGAGUAUAUUCUUCUUAUAUAUGUGUAUUAUGUAUUUGAGGUGUAGGGUGUGUGGUUUUCAUGACCAUUCAUUCAUGUCAUUCUCUUAAUUUUUUUAUUAUUUUUAAAUCAUAAGUUUUGGUUGUGCAUAAAUAUGUGUUCUCUUGUGUAAUUUUAUUCAACAAUUGAGCAAAAUAAGCAAAAUAAUCAAUGUAUAGAUAUUAUUACUUUAUAGACA
Molecule: messenger RNA, 1076 nt
Organism: Cannabis sativa
Lineage: Eukaryota; Viridiplantae; Streptophyta; Magnoliopsida; Rosales; Cannabaceae
Product: CASP-like protein 4B1
Exons: 3
Coding region: 233-820 (195 amino acids)
Source: RefSeq, a predicted model, not a curated record